CCGAGGGAUCGGACGGAGGCGUCUUAAUUAUUAAAAAGUUUCCCUGCUCUGCCCUCUUCGGCGCCUCGCCGAAUCGCAUCUCGCAGAUCUAUCAGAGAGCAGCAGUGUUCAGUUCAGUUCAGUUCAGUUCAAGGUAGUCGUUGCAGAGAGCUGCAGGGUAGGGUACUUCAAAGAUGUUCUUCAGGGUGGCGCAGCAGGUCCUCAGCAGGCAGGGGAAGAGCCGACCUGGGCCUGCCUUGCCCGGCGUCGCCAGACACUUCUCCGCUGCCGCAGACUCACAAAGGUUGGCCGGGAAGGUGGCCGUCAUCACCGGCGCGGCCAGCGGCAUCGGCAAGGCGACGGCCGCCGAGUUCGUUCGGAACGGCGCCAAGGUCGUCCUCGCCGACGUCCAGGACGACCUGGGCCGCGCGCUCGCCGCGGACCUCGGCGCGGACUCGGCCUCCUACACGCGCUGCGACGUGACCGACGAGGCCCAGGUUGCCGCGGCCGUGAACCUCGCCGUCGCGCGCCACGGAAAGCUCGACGUCAUGUUCAACAACGCCGGGGUCGUGGGGUCCCUGGCGCGGCCGGCUCUGGGCGCGCUGGACCUCGCCGACUUCGACCGCGUCCUGGCGGUGAACACCCGGGGCGUGGUGGCCGGGGUGAAGCACGCGGCGCGGGUCAUGGUGCCGCGGCGGCGCGGGAGCAUCAUCUGCACGGCGAGCAUCGCGGGGGUGCUCGGCAUGCUGACGCCGCACCCGUACAGCGUCUCCAAGGCGGCCGUGGUGGGUCUGGUGCGCGCCGUGGCCGGGGAGGUCGCGCGCUCGGGAGUGCGCGUCAACGCCGUCUCGCCCAACUACAUCGCGACGCCGCUGGUGAUGCGCAUCCUGGCGGAUUGGUACCCGGGGAUGAGCGACGAGGAGCGCAGGCUCAUCGUGGAGAGGGACAUGAACGAGAUGGAAGGGGUGGUGCUGGAGCCGGAGGACAUUGCCAGGGCGGCGCUGUACCUGGCCUCCGACGAGUCCAAGUACGUGAACGGCCACAACCUCGUCGUCGACGGCGGCUUCACGGUGGGGAAGGCGCCUAACAUGCCGGCACCGACACAGUGAGCAGCAGCAAAUGCAGCAACGUGCUAGUGAUGCCCAACGGUGGCUCGCUCGAAGGCGACAAGCUACGGUGCGCGAGCGGCGAGAUCCUAGGAGAACUGAAACUUUUUUAAUGGUCAGAGCCGCGCAGGCGCAGCAUCUGAACCACCUUAUCAUGCUGUUUGUUUGUAAAACACCUUCCAUUGGACUAUGAAUUUAAACUUUUCUUUUCAUUA
Molecule: messenger RNA, 1300 nt
Organism: Panicum hallii
Lineage: Eukaryota; Viridiplantae; Streptophyta; Magnoliopsida; Poales; Poaceae
Product: momilactone A synthase-like
Exons: 4
Coding region: 174-1088 (304 amino acids)
Source: RefSeq, a predicted model, not a curated record